AAGUCUGUUUCAGAACUGAGGACAAACAUGUUGUUGUAUUGAAGUGUUGUUUUUAUGAAUGCAGAAGAUCAUCUCCAGAUUAUUUAUUGAAAGGAACUGCUAACGUAAUGUUUAUUUUUGCAUUACUUUGUGAUGGACAAGCUUGACCUCCCUACUACAGCCGCAAUCCCUGACACCAUCCUGCAAUGUCCCAGCACUGCUCUUACAAAUAGUAUCUAUUCUGCAUGCAUUAAGGUAUUUCAGGGAAAGAAACUACAGUCGAAUGAGCUGUACACUAUAAAUGAAAAUAUCAGAUGGCUUCUAAGGACAAAUAUGGGUUCAUUUAUCAAGGAAUAUUUCCAGAAUCAGAUUUUGACCAAAGGUCUAUCCGUCAUUUUGGAAGAGAUUCAAAAGCAUGAAGGUCAGGCACAAUUUCUGGUGUAUUUAUUUAUGUGCAUCAAUGUCCAUCAUAAAACACCUCAUAAAAUAUUUUUUCCUUUAGGGGAGAAACAGCUCCUUGUUUUGGCACAGGUGUGGGACAGAUUUUUCUGUGAAAUUCUACCUACCACACAGGCAAUUUUAUAUCCUUUGCAGGGUCAAGAGUUGACAGUCAGACAGAUGGCUCUCCUAAGCUUUAGGGAUCUGGUACUAAUAAAGCUGUCUUUGGGUGACCUGCUGCGCAAGAACAUGCCUCUCAUCCCCGCAUCCAUCACACAGAUGCUACUUGUGCUACAGGGAAUCCAGGACCCCCGAGGCCCCUCGAAGAAUUAUUGCAAACUUGAGAGUAUGGUGGCAAUGGUGAUCACACCCUAUUUAUGUAACUGCAGGCAUACAAGCUGCACUGAUCGAAGCCACAUGACAGCACCGCUCAGCCAACCCGAGAUAAGGAUUACUCAUUACAUCUCCGAAAGCUCUUUGCUAUCACCUGUUGUGGAACAGGAAGGAGACGUGUACCAAGAACGAGUGGGAAACAAACGACGUCACAGUGUGACAAACGCCCAUUCUGACAUCCAGCUGCUUUCUGUUAAUAGCAGGGUGUAUUCUGGGAUGGGUGACAGCUGUGAGACCAUAGAUGGGACUAGGGCACAUCUCUGACGCAACUUGAAUAUCAGUCACAUGUUCUGAGAAUUCCGGAUUGUUUUGUCACAGUAAACAGAAAGAGGAUCAAAUUAAUUUUUAAACAUUUAUAAUAUCAACACAUUUAUGAGCACUGCAUUGUGGAUGAUACAAAGAAAAAUACGAUUGUCGUUUUCCAGUGUCAACACGUGUCAGACAAACUAGCAUGAUUAAAAAGACACUUAUAUUUGUAGAAGUCAAAAUUGUUAAAUGCAUGUAGACCACUUACACGCAAGCUUUGUCAGGCACAAUUUCAAAAUCACCUAAAUAAGACUUAAAGGUGCAGUGUGUAAUUUUUAAAAGGAUCUCUUGACAGAAAUGCAAAAUAAUAUUCAAAACUAUAUUAAUAUAAACAUAAGCCCUUAAAGGAACAGUAUGUAGGAUUGUGGCCAAAACUGGUACUGCAAUCACAAAACUUGUGUCUAAAAC
This is a messenger RNA of Misgurnus anguillicaudatus (oriental weatherfish), 1524 nucleotides long. RefSeq names its product proline-rich protein 5-like. The record is from RefSeq and is a predicted model, not a curated record. NCBI's taxonomy places the organism in Eukaryota, Metazoa, Chordata, Actinopteri, Cypriniformes, Cobitidae. Gene Ontology annotation, cellular component: TORC2 complex. Gene Ontology annotation, biological process: TORC2 signaling.